Molecule: messenger RNA, 2309 nt
Organism: Oryza brachyantha (malo sina)
Lineage: Eukaryota; Viridiplantae; Streptophyta; Magnoliopsida; Poales; Poaceae
Exons: 2
Coding region: 415-2094 (559 amino acids)
Biological process (GO): sesquiterpene biosynthetic process
Molecular function (GO): cyclase activity
Source: RefSeq, a predicted model, not a curated record
AGGGGGAGCGGGGGAAACGAGACUGUGGAAUCUGACUUUGCGCGGAGCCCAUGUUGACUCCGCCCCCUCUCGUCGUCGCGGUUACCCCCCCUUGGCUUCCUCCGCUCCGUCCCCGUACCCAAAUCUCUCUCCCCCCCCCCACCCAUCGGCUCCCCCGAAGCGGCGGCUGGCGGCUGACGGGAGGAGGAAGGCAAGGAUCCGGUGCGGGGCGGCUGGCGGGCUGCCUUCCCUUGCGGGCCACCCCGCUGGGCUCGCCGCGGCGGGUGGUGAACUUGGCAGGCAAUAAUAUGUAUGUUUAUUCUUGCAAACAUAUAGCACAUCAGCCCCUUCUCUGGAACAUUUCAUCUUGAGGCUGAAAAUAGGUUGGAGAGAGGUUUAGAUUGCAUAUACUAUCUGAGACUCCAGCUCGACAAAAUGGUCUCCAAUGGUGAUGAAGAUCUCAAAGAAGAUGCUGAACAAGUAGAACCGACAACAUUGGACAAUGGUAGUGGAGCCACAGGUGCCGAUACUCUCUCUACUCAGGGUGUUUCACGACAAGGGAUGCAGCGGAAUGGGUUUCUGAAUUUCUGUGAUCGCUUUUCCAGUGGUGCCAGGUUUAAAAAGUUGGGUCCUUCGCCUUCGUUCAAGUUUCGACAGCUUGCACUUGAGCGAGAUGAGUUCUCACGUUCCAUCCACUCCGACGGCCAUGAUAAUCACGAGCACUUCCAGUUUAUCAGGAAAAUUAAUUGGGGCCAUAUGUGGGUAAUGUGCAAGGAUUGGAUAAAAGAGCCUCUUAAUAUGGCCCUUUUUGUUUGGAUUGCUUGUGUGGCUGUAUCUGGUGCGAUACUAUUCCUUGUCAUGACUGGAAUGCUCAAUCGUGCUUUGCCUACCAAAUCACAGAGAGACACCUGGUUUGAAGUAAACAACCAGAUUUUGAAUGCAUUAUUCACACUCAUGUGCCUUUAUCAACACCCAAAGCGGAUAUAUAACUUUGUGCUUUUGUGUAGAUGGGAGCAAAAGGACAUUUUAAUGCUUAGGAAAACAUAUUGCAAAAAUGGAACAUACAAGCCCAAUGAAUGGAUGCACAUGAUGGUGGUCGUAUUCCUUCUUAAUUUGAAUUGCUUUGCUCAGUAUGCCUUAUGCGGUCUCAACCUAGGAUACCGCAGAUCUAAACGACCUCCUAUUGGUGUUGGCCUGACCAUUUCUGUUGCAAUCGGGGCUGCAGCAUUCGCCGGAUUGUAUAACAUCAUCAGUCCUCUUGGGAAGGAUUAUGACACAGAACUGACUGAAGUUGAUCAAGAAGCACAAACUGUACUGACGUCAAUUCAGGGGGGCAGACCAGCAACUACACGAUCAUCACUUGAAAAGAGAUAUUCUUUCAUUCAAAGUGAAGAGCGCCGUUUCGUAGAGAGUAGGCCUGAGUGGGUUGGUGGACUAAUGGAUUUCUGGGACAAUAUAUCUCUUGCUUACUUGUCAAUUUUCUGCAGUUGCUGUGUUUUUGGAUGGAAUAUGCAGAGGCUUGGAUUUGGUAACAUGUAUGUCCAUAUUGCUACAUUUCUGCUCUUUUGCCUUGCUCCAUUCUUCGUAUUCAUCCUGGCUGCUGGCAAUAUCGACAAUGAAAAUCUUAAAGCAGCAUUGGGGCUCACCGGUGUCGCACUUUGCUUUUUCGGCUUACUGUAUGGUGGCUUUUGGAGAAUACAGAUGAGAAAGAGAUUUAACCUCCCUGCAAACAACUUCUGCUGCCGCAGUGCAGAAGCUACAGAUUGCUUCCAGUGGUUGUGCUGCUGUUCAUGCUCCCUUGCUCAGGAGGUGAGAACUGCCGAUUAUUAUGAUAUUGCAGAAGAUAGGUCAUACACAGAGCAGAUUACUGCGAGAAGCCAGCGUGUAAUGACCCCAUUAUCGCGCGAAGAUGGUCUGCCUCUUUUUAGAUCAAAUCCAGGUUCACCAUACGGGAGCAGCACUGCCAGUCCAUCAAUCUUUAUUAUGGAGAGCCCACCAGCUCCACGAAGGUCACCUGGACCUAGCCCUCUUGGUGGUUCACCAACAAUGGGUGACAGGAUGAUGAAGGCGCCUACUCCAUCUGUUUUCCACAGAGACGGUGAGCCCGAAUCAUAGCUUGGGGCAACGCAGGUAAGCAAUAGUUAUUACCAGUCUAAUUUGUAUAUUUGAUGUAAAGAAAACCACCAUACUCCUUUUCUUCAUCUGCAGCUUCAGUGCAACUGCCCUUGCUUAUGAAAUGUAUAGACCAUUCCUUUCAGUUCUGUUCUGUCCUGCUCUGUAAGAUUUAUUUUUGAGGUGAAGUGAAUGGUUAGCGAGUCUUUUACUAUCCA